Molecule: messenger RNA, 741 nt
Organism: Mus caroli (Ryukyu mouse)
Lineage: Eukaryota; Metazoa; Chordata; Mammalia; Rodentia; Muridae
Source: RefSeq, a predicted model, not a curated record
AUGAUCAUUACAACAUUACCCUGCUGGUGUGGUCCCAGCACUCAGGAGUCUGUGACACUGCAUACAGAUGUGGGAGAUAUCAAGAUAGAAGUCUUCUGUGAGAGAACACCCAAAACAUGUGAGAAUUUCUUGGCUCUUUGUGCCAGUAAUUACUACAACGGCUGUGUGUUUCAUAGAAAUAUCAAGGGCUUCAUGGUUCAAACAGGAGAUCCAACAGGUACUGGAAGAGGAGGUUGCAGUAUCUGGGGCAAAAAGUUUGAGGAUGAAUACAGUGAAUAUCUGAAGCACAAUGUUCGAGGUGUUGUAUCUAUGGCUAAUAAUGGCCCAAAUACCAAUGGAUCUCAGUUCUUCAUCACCUACGGCAAGCAGCCACACUUGGACAUGAAGUAUACAGUGUUUGGAAAGGUAAUAGACGGUCUGGAGACUUUGGAUGAAUUGGAGAAGUUACCAGUAAAUGAGAAGACAUACAGACCUCUUAAUGAUGUACACAUUAAGGACAUAACUAUUCAUGCCAACCCAUUUGCUCAGUAGCUGUCAUGGACCUGGACAGAUACUUAGUGAACACUUCACUGGAACACGCCCAUUGUGGUUUAUCCAGUUCUCCUUCUCCUGGUGUUUACAGUAAUGGGCUCCAUGUAGGAGCCCUGUAGCUUCCCUCCCCAUCUGAGCAUACUCUGUGCCACUGCUGUUGUUCAGUGUGUUCACUUUAAAUAGAAAGCCAUGCCUUUUUUUUUUAUCACA